Molecule: messenger RNA, 1410 nt
Organism: Dermacentor andersoni
Lineage: Eukaryota; Metazoa; Arthropoda; Arachnida; Ixodida; Ixodidae
Source: RefSeq, a predicted model, not a curated record
AUGGAGGUAGUAGAGGUUGAAGGCACGGAAAUAACCCCCGAAGAAGUUACCGUUGAAGCAGGGUGGCUUGUCAGCCACCGUAAGCAACGACAGACUACGCAGGCAUCAUCCCUACUCAUACACGGAUCCCUCCGUGCAACAGCAAGCGCACGCACCGAGAGUACCGAGCAGUCCGCACUACGCCAACGCGCACCACGGCAACCACGACUUCCGAAGAAUGAUAUCAAGAUCGUCAUACGCCCAAGAGACGGUUUCAACGUGUCCAAACUAGGAGACGCCCAGAUACGCGACUCAAUACUACAGAUCACGGGCAUUACAACCAAAGAAGCAGAGGACGAUAUUUACCGCUCAUGCACGGAUAAUAACGUCAUUGUAGUUAGCACGCCAAUGAUGUCUAACGCCGAAAAAUACUGUCGCAUCCGCAGUCUCCCCAUCGGAGCAGUCCGCUACGCUUCCACAGCAUACGUCACACCGCCGGAGGACACAGCCAAAGGACUCAUACAUAACAUCCCUUCAUAUGACACGGAAGAAGACAUUACCAACAGUCUCGUUUACAAGAAGAACCCUACGAUUCUGCAGGCCCGACGCAUGGGCAAUACUAAUUCAGUGCUCAUCGUAUUCGACGGAAAGCAAGUACCGUACCAUGUCUUCUACCGCGGAGCAGAAUACACAUGCUAUCUACAUAAGAAGCGCAUCGAGGUCUGCGACAUCUGCGGGACCGUCGGCCACAGGGCCGAUGUAUGCCCCACAUCAACCCAGAAGAAAUGCAAGAGCUGUGACACAGUAAAUCCGCCGGCUGAUCACCCCUGUCACCCUUGCUGCGCGCUCUGCGGCAAAGACCACCCGACUGGUGAUAAGUCCUGCCAUCGCCGCUUCCAGACACCACACCUCCUACUCCAACGACGAUGGGAACGCCUACGACUGGGACAACAAGGAGCCGACCAGGAGACAGGGCCAUCGACUUCUGCAAAUGGAGACUCAGCUCUGCCAACACCGAAGUCAACACUACAACCGCAGGCUCCCGAACGCAGCAAUUCACGAGGACGCAGUCGGUCUCGUGGACGCAGCCGCUCCCGAGGUCGCAGUCAGUCACAAGGACGCAGUCACUCCCGGAGCGGACCGGAUUCAACACCGCCGCAGCAGCAAGGAAACGCAAGCCUUAGAACGACCACAGUUAAAGUGCAAGACGCACCCCCCAAACAUCACACAGGCAUUGAUACAACAGCCCACAUUUUUCUGGAGAUCAUCCCGUCUGCAAGGCGCAAGCAACAGAGCCUCUUCAUCCUCAAUGUGUACAGCAGCCCCAGAGAACAACAUAGGUUUCUACGACUUUUCACCAAAGCAGAUCAAGUAGCUAGGGGAGCCCCCCUGCUCAUCGUAGGGGACCUAAACGCCCCGGCGGUGGCAUAG